GGACGUUACGUCAUUGUAGUUCCGCUUUGUCUUUUUUUCCCCAUUUCCUACAGAAAAAAUGGCGUCUGUAACAACAGCCACAUCUGAGUGGAUCCAGUUUUUCAAAGAUGCAGGAAUCCCACCGGGUAUGGCUGCCACCUAUGCCAUGUCUUUUGUAGACAACAGAAUUCAGAAGACCAUGCUGAUGGAUCUCAGUAAGGACAUCAUGAUAGACCUGGGUAUCACAGUCAUUGGAGAUAUCAUUGCCAUCCUCAAACACGCCAAGCACGUCUACAGACAGGAUAUGUGCAAAAUGGCCACCGAAGCGAUUUCUUCUGGCCAGACCAGCGUUCAGGCUGAGCUGAGGCGCACUGCCAAUACUCUUCAGUACUCCUUUUCCUGUUCAGCUGCCACACGUAUGAUCGCCAAUGCCUUGAGUCGAGAUUCCCCACCGAGUACGCCUGCACGUCGCCCUGACAACCGGCUCUCUGUGACCAUCUCCAACAAGGGCUCCAAAACGGUUCCCAGUCAGCCUUCACAAGAGGGGAACGGAUCGUCAGGGAAACGCCGGCGAGUGACUUCAGAGAUGGAAGGGAAGUACGUCAUCAGCAUGCCAAAGGGCACCACAGCUCGAAGCCGUCGACUUCUGGCCCAGCAGGCCAAGAAAGUUACAGCCAAGAGUUUAAAACGUACUUCUGUGUUCGAGAGACUCGGCUCAGAGUCUAAGACAGACAUUGCAGCCGCCAGUAAGCAGGUAACAGGUGUGUUCAGCCGUCUAGGCAAAGGGAACGAAGAUGACGAUGCAGAUGUGGAAAUGGCAGAAGGUUCUACUGUUGUCGAAGACGAGGACAGUGAAGGCGAAGGCUCUGUGCUUCAGUAUGCCGGCGUCCUGAAACGGCCCCUUCCACCUUCUAAAAAGAAAGAGCCCAUCACUCAAAAAGCGAAACCUGCCACGCUGUAUCGUCUAGGCAAGAAAAUUAAACUCCCUCUGCCAGAGAGCACUCCUUCUGCUGUUCCAUCCUCUACCUCUUCUGGCCAGGAGGGGGCGCCAAAACGGAGAAUACUAAGGAGGCUGGGUAAAGCUCCCACAGCCAGCCCUGCCCCGGCAUCUUCUUCCAGCUUAAGAUCCAGCCAAUCAACAGAGACUCAGGAUAGUCACGUGACCAGCAGCAAGAGCAAGGCGAGCUCUGCUCUGGCCAGCCCUAAAGUGAGCAGCAGUACAGGGACAGGCAGGGACUCUCACGGGGCUCAGAUGGACGCUACCACAGUCAGUGUGUUCAAAAGACUUGGGGCCAAGAAGGUCUAAUGCCCACAAACCUGCACCUGAACACAUUGGGUGGACUUGAAAGACUUGAAAUUUGAGAUUGCAUUGUUGGGAAGGAAACCUGAUUUUAAUUAUUUACCUUUCUACAAAAUAAGGUACCUUGGAAGACCUUUUUUUUUAAUGCUGCUGGAUUGCUGAAAAUAUCUCGGGUGUUGAAUAUCUUCAAUUCACCCACUUCAACAUGCCUCACUUCCAAUACUGAAAACAAGAACGAUGUACUCUGAUCUCCACUUAACUCUCCACUGACCUUCCCUUAUUCAUACCAUGUAGGCAUUAAAAUGCAGUAUAUGUAUAUAAAAGUGCACACCGUACCUCAUACAGUCUCUGUCAACACCCCCUGACCUCAGUUGUUACUUUAAAGCCCUCCGUUUUCCUUCUUCUGAGUUAAGCCAUUUCAAGUGCUCAGAUGUAAUGAGUGAGCAAAGUGUCAUCUCCCCCUGCUGGGAAAUGGGAUAAUGUUGCUAGGCAACACACAUGGUGAUGGACCCUAGAGUGGAGUUGUUUAUCACUAAUGUUUUUGUUUUUAAAAAGAAAAAAAAAAAACCAACCAACUUUUUGGUUUGAAAUAUACCAGCAACUACUGACCACACUAUUGUCCCAGGCAUACACAUUUUUUUACCUGCUCCCUCUCAACCUGUCAACUGGUUUUUAUAUAAUAAUUUUGUUUAUAUUAAUGUCUUCAAAGUAUACCUUUUAUUACACAGGUUUAAAGCAGGGGAAAGAAAAAGUAUGCUUUAUUUUUAAAGUGGUUGUAUUUGCAAUUUAUUGACCAUAAAAUGGGAAUGGGAAACAAAACAGUAUUCCUUUUUUUUUUCUUUGAGACUUUGAAUUGACCAGCUGGACUUCUCGAGCUACUAUCAGGCACCCUAAUAACUAUUAGACAUUUUUACAUCAGUUUGUUAAUAUAAACCUGUGGUUUUCCCUCAAGCAAGAAAAACUUAUAAAGAAAAUGCAAUCAGGGAAACAAAAAUGUAAUAGCAUCUUAUACAUUUAUAUAAAAGCUAGUUUAAAACAUUUGUUUUUAUCUUUGCUGUGGAUCAUUGAUGAAGCCAAGGUGGUGUGGCCUGGACUGCUGAGGCAGUUGGUGCCCCUGCGCUCUUGAAGGACACUCAAGGUUUUUUACUUCAAACCUGACAAGCCGUGACUUAAUGGAGCAGAAACAUAGACGCCAUCAGUAGUUCAGAUUGGAAUUGUGAUUGGUAGAAGUGCACAGAAAAGAGGAUCUGUACACGAUUCAAAGCAUAAAGCUCAUCAGUAAGUAGGCAUGGGUGAAGUGUGACAUCUGAAGCUAACCUAAUGAUGUUACCUAAUGGUGGUGGCAGCAGAAAGAAUUCAGAAGUCUACAGAUAAUUCUGUCUGCCAGUUUCCAGAGAAAUGCAUUCAGUCUAAUUGGAAGGAACUUUUAAUGAUUGCAAAAAAAAAAAAAAGUUGUGAUAACUGUUUCAGUUUUGGUUACUGUUGCUUGUGACAACUCGGGUCUCAUGGGAAAUUCCUGCUUAUGUCUGUGCCAAGCUUACAAACUGAAUAACAACCAAACAUUCAACUACUUACAAA
Molecule: messenger RNA, 2857 nt
Organism: Silurus meridionalis
Lineage: Eukaryota; Metazoa; Chordata; Actinopteri; Siluriformes; Siluridae
Gene: c13h19orf47
Product: chromosome 13 C19orf47 homolog
Exons: 8
Coding region: 59-1285 (408 amino acids)
Cellular component (GO): nucleus
Source: RefSeq, a predicted model, not a curated record